AUGGUUUCAUCACUUGAUUUAAAAGCAUUGAACAUCUUUCUCAAUGGUCCAAUUACCCACGAUAUGAUCCACAAGUUGGUUGUUGCUACGUUACAAGUUAUUCCAUGCAAAGACACCAAAUCACAAACUUAUACCACCACCAACAAUACCGUCAAACAGUUGCCAUCAUUGAUGACGUUUCUCACUAAAUUGAUCAAAUACACCAAUGUCUACACGGGUACAUUGAUGGCCACUUUGAUUUACUUGCAAAAAUUGAAAACAAAAUUGCCCAAAAAUGCACAAGGUUUGCCAUGCACCAGACACAGAAUCUUGUUGAGUUGCUUAAUCUUGUCGAGUAAAUUCCACAAUGAUUCAAGUCCUAAAAACAAACAUUGGGCUAAAUACACCGAUGGGUUAUUCAAUGUCAAAGACAUCAAUCUUAUGGAAAGACAAUUGAUUUACUUGUUGAACUGGGAUUUGAAGGUCACCAAUGAAGAGAUGGUUGAAGUCUUGGGCUCAUUCUUGGAACCAGUCAAGGCACAAAUUAUCAAGCUGGAAAAGAUCAAGUUGUGGAAACAACAACAAGCACAACAACAACAGCUUUAUGCCACUGCAGCUACUACUUCCACCGCUACUGCUGCUGCUUCCUCAAACACGACUCCAGCUUCUGCAUAUCUUACUCCAUCACCAUCAAGAUCAAACUCCGUCAGUCCAUCUUCAAGCUCAAGCUCAAGUUCAACUUCGUUAUACAACCAAUUACACUACAGACAAGAUUCCCAAAGUUCAAUUACAUCCAUCAGCUCAUCAAACUCCAGCAAUUCCCUUUACUCAACAAGAUCAAAUUCAUCAUCGGGAACUUCAACGUGUUCUGUAUCGCCCUUGCCACCAACAUCAUCAUCUUCAACCAGUAACAAUGUUGUUGAGAAAAAGCCACAACAGAAUCAAAAUCAAUACGUUGUUGACCCACUUAUUGAAUUUGCUGCUAUGAAAGAAGAGAUUGAAUUGAACAAUUUGUUGAAGAAAUUUAACAAAUCAACAAUCUAA
Lodderomyces margitis is the source of this 1023-nucleotide messenger RNA. RefSeq names its product Pcl1p (gene PCL1). Gene Ontology annotation, biological process: regulation of cyclin-dependent protein serine/threonine kinase activity. Lineage: Eukaryota; Fungi; Ascomycota; Pichiomycetes; Serinales; Debaryomycetaceae. The transcript has a single exon. Gene Ontology annotation, molecular function: protein kinase binding; cyclin-dependent protein serine/threonine kinase regulator activity. Bases 1 to 1023 code for a protein of 340 amino acids. The record is from RefSeq and is a predicted model, not a curated record. Gene Ontology annotation, cellular component: nucleus; cyclin-dependent protein kinase holoenzyme complex.